CGCAGCCUCAGUAACUGGUCGUGUUCGGGGAAGAACUGGGCGUCGCCGCCCUCAUGCCGACAAUUUUUUUUUAUUAGACGCAGUCAUCCCCAGUUCAACUUGACCGACAUGGGAGAUUAGACGCCUCGUCUUGACAGCAAGAAGAAGCUUCCGAGCGAUGACCACACCACAAUAACCAGAGUAGCGCCACUCCGCUUGACCGACAUGGGCAAGGAACUGGCAGUUGACCGAGCGCCCGCCAUGAAAACGCGCGGGGAGGCCGACGGAAUCGUCAAAUGCUGCUACCUUGACAAGGAGAACACGGAGAACUACCGUACCAAGCCAUCUGAGCGUGUUAAGCCACCGAUUCAGCAAUGCAAUGGAGCUGGGGGCCCUGCGAUCGACUACACGAAGCAGAAAGUGACCGACGUACCGAUGAUUGUUACCGUACCGCCACACCCCGUGGCUGUGGGCUUCAAUCAAUUGGUUAAGGUGCAUGUGUCAAAGGAUUACAUGAAGUUCAAUGCCGCUCACUUCAUCGCGUUCAAGGGAUUCCGUGAGAAGCUGCAUGGACACAAUUAUCGCCUGGCCGUCACAAUUACAGGCCAGGUUGGCUCGGAUGGAUACGUAGUGGACUUUGGAGAAAUCAAGAGGAUCUCUCGGGUGAUCUGCAAGGACUUGAACGAAUCUUUUAUCGUGCCCAUGAAGAGCGAUGCACUGAAGAUUUCGUGUGACGGCAAGAAUAUACAGAUUAUUACGGAAGACAUGGCGGCGUUCAGGUAUGAAUGUGUUUUUGAUUGCAUGGCUUAUCUAACGUCGUUAUCCUAUCAUUCUCUUCCAGUUUCCCGAAGGCUGACUGCUCACUGCUACCUAUUGUACACUCGUCAGCAGAGGAGCUCGCCAUUCACAUCGUAGGUUCUCUAGUGCUUGAUUUGGAUGGGAUCAAGUUAGCUAACGCAUUCUCGUUUUAUUUUAUUUUUUUUUAUUUUUGUUGUUGUUUGCUUUAACCAGAGUAACGAACUUGUGGCCGCGUUCACGCUGGAUGCUCUCCUAGAGCGCGGUGUGCGGAAGCUGGAGGUAUCAAUCUCUGAGGCAGACCAGCAGUUCGCAUCGUAUGAGCGCGUCCUCCUUACGCAAAAUAUCUAAGAGACCACCAAACAAAUGUACUUAUACUGGAUCAAGUAGUAUGUCGAAAAUGGAACCAAAAAAAAAAAAACUAGCGUUUAAUUUUUUAAUUUAUUACUUGCAGUGCAUGAAAUUGAGAAUCCAGAUUAAACUCAUUUUGAUUCAAACACGAUCUUGUAUCAG
Phytophthora nicotianae INRA-310 is the source of this 1287-nucleotide messenger RNA. RefSeq lists its product as hypothetical. Lineage: Eukaryota; Oomycota; Peronosporomycetes; Peronosporales; Peronosporaceae. The coding region runs from base 205 to 894 and encodes 229 amino acids. The record is from RefSeq and is a predicted model, not a curated record. The transcript is spliced from 5 exons.